ACAGCCUACAUAGUCUUACUUCCUCACAGCCUCAUUAACCUCUCACAACAUUAAAAGCAAGUCUUGCAAUACCUGCCUUUUCAAGUUUAAUCUCCAUGCAUAUUUGCAUCAUGAAUGGUUAAACUUUCCUUUUCAGAGCGAAAAUAUAUAAAUCCAUUCUUCAUCCUCACCUCUUCCAAUAAUUCCCCCAUUCCCACCUACUCAUUACCCAAAAUGAAGGCUCAAUUCGCUACCGUUGCCGCAUUACUCUUGGCUUUACCUGCUAUUGAAGCAGCUGCAGUUAUGCCUGCUCCAACUGAAGCACCCGUUUUGCAGAAACGUGUCUUCCCAACCGGAAGUGCAGCAGUUGAAUCAUUCUUGAAAACUGUUGAUCCAGCACAAUUAUCCACUUACUUUUCUUGGGCUGCUCAUGGUGAUGGUUCAUUCACAACCCAUGCUGAAAGCUUCAUCAGUGCAAACAGCGCUCAAUAUGCUUCUUAUCUUUCUGCAAAAUCAAUCGAUCCUGCUCAAGCAAGUGCAAUCGCUGCAGGCUUAGGCGGUGCAAGUGGCUUGGCUGCUGCAGGUGCUGCCGGUGCCGGUGCCAAUGGUGCUAACAGUAACGGUCAAAAUGGAGACAGUGGUGCCAGUGGCAAAAGCGGUGAUGGUGCUAAGGGAAGCAGCAACAAUGGAACAGAUUCAGGUGCAAAUGGAAACAAGAACGGAACAGAUGCUGGAGCUGCCGGAGCAGCAGGUGCUUUGGGAGCAGGAGCAGCCGGAGCAGCAGGUGCAAACGGAUCCAACAGUACAAACGGCACUUCAUCUUCAGCAGAUGGAGCAAAUGGAACAAGUUCUUCAUCCGCUGCCGGAGCACAAAGAACCGGAGGAACAAAUGCUGCUUACUCACUUGCAGUCAAUAUGGCAGGCCCAGCUACCGUUGCUGCGGUUAUGUUGGCCUUCUUGGGACUAUAAGAUUUUAAUUGUGUUCCUACAUACCCCCCCUCUCUCGUUUAAAUUUACCCGAUCUUUUGUUCC
Meira miltonrushii is the source of this 1011-nucleotide messenger RNA. RefSeq lists its product as uncharacterized. The transcript has a single exon. NCBI's taxonomy places the organism in Eukaryota, Fungi, Basidiomycota, Exobasidiomycetes, Exobasidiales, Brachybasidiaceae. The record is from RefSeq and is a predicted model, not a curated record. Bases 115 to 948 code for a protein of 277 amino acids.